AUGCCCAAGACCACUAGUAGCAAUAAAGAAGACCGUCGUGCCAAGCGCCGCGAGGACGACCCCUAUCAAAAGAAACGAGGCUACAGUAACAACGACACUAGUGAUGGUCCGCGCCACAACACGAGCCAUAAUAAGAACAGCAGCGAAGAUGAAUUUGCGCCGUGUCCCACAUUUGAUGCCAUGAAACUCAAGCCCGAUCUGUUGAAAGGGAUUUACGCGUAUGGAUUUGAAAAACCCUCGGCCAUUCAACAACGGGCCAUUCGACCCAUUGUGCGAGGACGAGAUGUCAUUGCGCAGAGUCAAAGUGGAACGGGAAAGACUGCUGUCUUUUCCAUUUCGGCAUUACAACUCUUGAAUGAGACAUCCCGUGACUGUCAAGUGAUUGUACUGAGUCCUACCCGUGAACUGGCCGAACAGACCCAACGCGUGGUCCAAGCACUGGGAGACUUUAUGAAUGUCAAGUGCCACGCGGCGAUUGGAGGCAAGAGUUUGGGCAAUGAUAUUAAACAAUUGGAACAGGGCAGUGUCCAAAUUGUCAGUGGCACACCCGGUCGAGUCUUUGACUUGAUUCGACGAUCGGCACUAACAACGGCCAAUCUCAAGACGUUCAUUCUCGAUGAAGCCGAUGAAAUACUCAGUCGAGGAUUCAAGGAUCAAAUUUACGAUAUUUAUCGAUUCCUACCACCGUCGGUACAAAUUGUCAUUAUAUCCGCCACGCUACCCGCAUCCGUCUUGGAAAUGACGACCAAAUUCAUGACGGAUCCCGUCAAGAUUCUCGUCCGACGCGAUGAACUCACAUUGGAAGGGAUUAAACAAUUCUUUAUUGCCGUCGAAAAGGAAGAAUGGAAAUUCGAUACUCUUUGUGAUUUGUAUGAUACAUUGACCAUUACCCAAGCCGUCAUUUUUUGUAAUACCAAACAGAAAACGACCUGGUUGGCCGAGAAAAUGAAGGAAAACAACUUUACCGUCUGUGCCAUGCACGGAGAUAUGGAUCAGACGGCACGGGAAGCCGUCAUGGAGCAAUUCCGGUCGGGGGCGGCGCGUGUAUUAAUUGCCACUGAUUUGUGGGGAAGAGGCAUUGAUGUACAACAAGUCAGUCUUGUCAUUUGUUAUGACCUGCCCAUCAACCGAGAGUUGUACAUUCAUCGGAUCGGACGGUCGGGACGCUUUGGAAGAAAGGGUGUGGCAAUCAACUUUGUCAGGGAUGAGGAUGUCCGACUGUUGAGAGAUAUUGAACAGUUUUAUAGCACGCAGAUUGACGAAAUGCCCACAAACGUGGGAGAUCUCAUUUAA
Seminavis robusta is the source of this 1293-nucleotide messenger RNA. NCBI's taxonomy places the organism in Eukaryota, Bacillariophyta, Bacillariophyceae, Naviculales, Naviculaceae. The record is from the annotation of a GenBank genome assembly.